AUGACUACGCAGCUCUCGAACGACGCCGCUACCCAUACAGUCGAGGUAUCUAUCGACGGCAAGCCUGCCUCCAUCGGUUGCGACCAUGAGUUUCUCUUUGUCGUACGGGGCCGUUCGCGUCAGGCCGAUGACCUUGCAAGCAAAGCAUACGUGCGCGUGCCCCUCGCCCUCGUUCUCAACGCAUCCUUCGUCUCGGACUCAGAUGGUGGCUCGCUCCUCGUGCGCCUAUUAUCGCCGCCAGUACAAGCGCAGAGUCGACAGGCAACCGGUCCAUUCUCGCUCUUCAAAAAGGACAAGUUACCGCCAAAAUGUAUGGAGUCGCUCUCGCAACAAGCCUACGAUGCGCUGGUGCCAGCGGAGCGAUCCGAAAGACUACGGGAACAGCUCGAAGGGCCGUGUUCUAAUCUCCGCCUUGUCAAGAUCGAGGCGCGCGUCGUGUCCGUCAAAGAUGGAGCCGAUGUGGAAGCCAGUGCCCUGGCUUGGGUUGAUUUGGUCAUGAGCAGAGCCUACCGGCAAGUCAAGCCUUUCAAGCGCGUCAAAGUUCUCAUUAAUCCUGCCGGUGGGCCUGGAAAAGGUCGUCAGCUCUUUGAGAGCCGCGCUCGCCCCAUCCUCGAGGCGGCGGGCUGCAAACUCGACAUCACAAUCACAUCACACCGAAUGCACGGCGUCGAGAUCGCGCGUGACCUCAAGGUGGAAGACUACGAUGCGAUUGGUGUAGUCAGCGGCGAUGGUCUUCUGCACGAACUACUUAACGGGUUUGCGAUUCGCUCGGAUGCGACCAAAGCAUUGGCUCUGCCUCUGGCACCUAUUCCGGCCGGUAGCGGAAACGCCAUGUCCAUCAAUCUUCUAGGCGCACAGCAGGGAUUCAGUCUCGCGCUCGCGUGCCUCAACAUCAUCAAGGGUCGUCCUAUGAAGCUUGACCUGCUGAGCGUCACGCAGCCGGCUUCCGCAUUUGCUCCAGGUGCGCCGGUGCCCGGACGGCCGCUUGAACGAUCCCUUGGCAGACGCGGAGGAAAAGCCGUCCGGGAAGCGACAAUCAAUGGCGGUCCGAUAGCAGCCACGCGAGGCUCGCAAGACGUGGCAAGACUCAUCGACGCUCCCUCGAAGCCCUUCGUCCAAUACUACUCGUUCCUCUCUCAGGCUAUCGGCAUCCUCGCCGACCUUGACUUGGGCACUGAGCAUCUGCGCGCCCUUGGAGAUACUCGCUUCCUCAUCGGCUAUGCAACUUCGGUGUUGCGCAACGCAAAGUGCGAUGUUGAUGUCGAUAUCAAGCUUGGCGCAAGGGGAACUAAAAGCAGGGAAGAGAUGCGUCAACGAGUAAUCGACUUCUAUCACACCAGCCCGCCAACGACCGCCGACCAAAAUGGCAAAGACGACCACGCUGGGACUGCAGAGGCCACAAAUGGCAGUGACGUUGAAGGACAGAACGUUUCCGCAGACCAGAAUGGCCGAAAUGGCUCCGCUGUGGGGCUGCUUCAUGGCGACGUCACGGAAUCUCUUACAACAGAUGCAGGCCCGCCACCGCCGUUCGACAUGAGCGAUCCAUCGUGGCCGCAUUCUUUGCUCUCCAAGAAGAGCUCUGUACGACAGAUUGGCGCAACUCUGCAAAGCUCACAAGGAGACGAGCAAGGGUCGAGUUCAGGCUGGGUCCGCAUCCAAGAACCCAUUGCAAGCCUGUACGGUGGCAAGCUGCCCUUUGUCAGCCGUGACAUGAUGCAGUUCCCCUUUGCGCUCCCAAACGACGGCACGAUCGAUGUUGCCAUGAUCCUCCACACGGGAGGGCGGGUUGCCAAAGUUCCAGAGACUGGUUAUGCAGAGAACGGGCAGAUCGUGUACCAAAAGGCCAUGACCUAUCUCAAGGUCGAGGCCAUCCGCGUCACACCGAGACUCAAGGAAGGAGACAAGAAGCUCAAAAAUGGCGGACUUAUUAGCAUCGAUGGCGAAAAGGUGCCGUAUGCGGCCUUCCAGGUAGAGAUAGCGCAGGGCCUCCAGUACUCGGUCUUGUCGCUGUACGGUCGGUUCUGUGUACCCGUCGUGGAACCACCAGCAGCGUCGUGA
Pseudozyma hubeiensis SY62 is the source of this 2058-nucleotide messenger RNA. RefSeq names its product potential sphingoid long chain base kinase. Bases 1 to 2058 code for a protein of 685 amino acids. The record is from RefSeq and is a predicted model, not a curated record. The transcript has a single exon. Gene Ontology annotation, biological process: sphingosine biosynthetic process. Gene Ontology annotation, cellular component: membrane; cytoplasm; intracellular membrane-bounded organelle. Lineage: Eukaryota; Fungi; Basidiomycota; Ustilaginomycetes; Ustilaginales; Ustilaginaceae.